AUGAAGAAGGCCAAUUGGCGUAAAGCCAAUAAAGAUGUUGACCUGGUCAACUUUGACCAGGAGAACCCCCGCCCCCCCGUUCAUAAUUGGAAGGCCGGCACUUGUGCAAUCAAGAAAAUCCACCACUUCCAAAGCUCUACCGAGCUAAUCUUCCCGGUGGCCCCGUUCCAGCGAUUGGUUCGGGAAAUUACUUUGUCCUGUUACCAAGGACAUGAAUAUCGCUGGCAACGUACUGCCAUUGAGUCACUUCAGGAGGCCGCUGAAGCGACCUUGUGCGCUCUGUUUGAGUGCUCUGUUAUGGCAAUGGCGCACCGUAAGCGCGUUACGGUCAACACCGAUGAUAUGAAGCUCGUCCUUGGCAUCAGUGCCAAGAUCGGGUCGAACUAUUUCGGCCCGAUUGAUGCGCCUGAUCGCCCCGCCCCUGCCGCCACCACCCGCCGCCUGCGUGCUGGCCCCGCCCCGCCCACCACCGCCUCCCUGCCUCCCCCCGGCUCCGACAGGGUCUCCGCCCAUCAAAUGGCGGGUAUUAGAGCCCCUGUCCGGUUCACAAAGCCGGUUCUGGCGGAGCAGGAGGAGGAGGAAGACGAUGAUGACAAUGAUAAUGACGAUGAUGAUGAUGACGAAGUUGCCUUUUAG
This is a messenger RNA of Coccidioides posadasii C735 delta SOWgp, 636 nucleotides long. NCBI's taxonomy places the organism in Eukaryota, Fungi, Ascomycota, Eurotiomycetes, Onygenales, Onygenaceae. The record is from RefSeq and is a predicted model, not a curated record.